Molecule: messenger RNA, 7737 nt
Organism: Heterocephalus glaber (naked mole-rat)
Lineage: Eukaryota; Metazoa; Chordata; Mammalia; Rodentia; Bathyergidae
Source: RefSeq, a predicted model, not a curated record
CCGUCAUGUGACGCGACCCUCGCUCCACCCGUCUGCAGCCACUCCCCGUCUUCGUCCCCAAGCUCGAGAGCGACACGUGACCCUCCCGGGGCCAGUCACGGGGUCUCUGUGCUGCUGCUGCCGGUGGUGUUGCUGCUGCGGUGAGCGUGAGACUCGCACCCCCGAAGAGCUGACUAUUCUUGGGGAAACACAGGAAGAGGAGGAUGAGAUCCUUCCAAGGAAAGACUAUGAGAGCCUGGAUUAUGAUCGCUGCAUCAAUGACCCUUACCUGGAGGUGUUGGAGACCAUGGAUAACAAGAAAGGGCGAAGGUACGAGGCGGUGAAGUGGAUGGUGGUAUUUGCCAUUGGAGUCUGCACCGGACUGGUGAGCAGUGGGAUGUGUGUGGGGGGUGCCACAAGGGAAAGCCCUGUCCUGGCGAAUGAAUGACCUUUGUCCUUUGUCACCGCAGCAUUUAUAACACUGUAACAAUUGUCAUUAUAAUCAAGAUUGCCUGUUUUCUGUUUUUUUCCUUUCCUUUUUGGUUUUUGCGGUACUGGGAAUUGAACCCAGGGUCUUCACACUAAGCUACAUCCCCAUCCCUUUUAAGAUUUAUUUUGAGACAGUGUCUCACUAAGUUGGUAAGUUGCCCAGGCUAGGCUUGAACUUGUGUUUCUCCUGCCUCAGCCUCCCAGAAUCCUGGCAUUAUAGGUGUGCACUACCAUGCCCAGCUUUCUUUUUCGUUUUCUGAUUAAUAAUUGUAGCCCAGUUUUUUAUACUUUCCUUGCUUUUGCAUUAUGAAAUGAAACUGAAACCAUAAAACUCUGGGUUCUUUAAGCACUCAGAAGUUUGGCCAAAUACCUGUCUUACAAUAGGAUUAUGAGUCAGCCCGUAAUCUCCUCAGCCAUCUAGACAACAUAGCCAUGGGAGAUGACACAGUGGGCACUGUGGACGUUGAGGUCUCGCUGUCCUGGGCUGCUGCCUGCUCUAUGCUGACCGAGUCUACACAAUAGAGCUGGUGGUCGUGGGUGGAGGUUGUCCCUGAAUGAGCAGGGUGCCGGGGCUCUGUGGGUUCACAGUGGCUCCCAGACAGGGAAAGAUUACAAACAUUGUCCAAGAUUAUAGUAGCAGAAGCUCUGCAGCCACAACCGCUGGCUUAGCAUUGUUAAACCUAACAAAAGAAGCUGGAAAAGCCAGCAGCCAUCCAGGCAUGGUGGUGCACACCUGCAAUCCCAGCACUUGGAAGCCUGAAGCAGGAGGUUGGCCAUGAGUUCAGGGACAGCCUGGGCUUCAUAGUGAGUUUAAGGUCAGGUUGAACUACAUGGUGAGACUCUGUCUCAAAAAACCAAAAGAAAAAAGAAAAGCCAGCAGCCAGCCAGAAGAUAGAGCCAGAUCUGAUUUUCCAUCAGCACGGUGUUGGAAAGGGGUACACAAACAGGAGUAGCCUGUUUAUCACCUUUCUCUAGAGUCGGUCACAGGCUCCUACUUAACAUUUCAUGAUAUACCAGGGAUGUGUAAGAUGUAUUUAAAAUAAUGCCACCCACAGUUUCUAUUUUCUUGGCACUCAUCAGGUUUUUACUCUAGUAAAUUGACACGAACAUCUACUAGGGAAGAUGGAGGACCUUUAGAAGGGCCCUCUGCUGACGUCCCGAAGGAUGCCACCAUGGGGAGAGGGGCUGGGCUGCUCUAAUUGUUUUAUUGAAAGCUGAGUGUCUGUUUUAGUAGACAGGUUUCUGAUUGAAGACUUCCCUUUAUAAGCAUAUUUAUCACCUAUGUAAUUGUUAGUCUUGCUGCUACUGUUCAUCAGACUCCUUUGAACUUGCCAUCACCAUCAGUAGUGACUUCUCUGCAGAAAGGCCCCCUCCUUUAUAAGGCAGCGCUAGCCACUUACCCUUUGAUCUGUCACCACUCCUGCAGUGGCAGUGAGCUUCCAGGCAUGGGCUUGAGGGAAGGCCAGAGUUAAAGGCAGGAACCCUUUGAUUCUGACUCCAUAAAAUUGGGCUUCCUAGUUCUCCCUUAAGCAUUUAUGUGAGUGAAAUGUAAGAUGUUUCCUCUAUUCCAGUAAUCACCGGCUAUGGGAUAGUUCUGAGUCAAAAUGAUGACUUCUAUAAAACAAGCAUGCAGAAACCACAUGUGCCUAAGUAAAUGUUGGCUUUGUAAGCAGUGUUCUAAGCUAUCUGCUUAUCCAGCUGAAAGUGGCUGGAGAUGUUUUAACUGUCCUUUUGAAACCUUUUGUCUUUUCACAAGAGUGGAGUGCUUCCCCACACAGUUCAGUAUUGUUAGUUUUUUGUUUUGUUUUUUUUUUUGGUACUGGGGAUCAAACUCUGGUCCUUGCACUUUCGAGGCAGGCGAUGGAACCACUGAGCUAAAUCCCCGGCCCCAGUACUGUUAGUUUUUAAACGUGCCAAUGGUCUCUUCUUUGGUCUUCUGUCUCUUUCUGUAUCCUUUUCCCUUGUUUUACUCUGCUUCACUCCACUUCGCUGUACCCCUUCCUCUGUUGUGUGAAGGCCCAGCGAGGCAUAGAGAUCUUCUUGAAAGCCAGUGACUGGCAGGCUAAGAUGUAUUCACAAGUUGCUGGUUGGUAACUCAAGUAGCUGCCAUCAAUGCGUGGAAGAGGUGAUGCUUCGGAGAGAAGCAGUUGUGUGCUUCAGAAUGGGGCUGUGUGGCGUCUUUCUUGCUCUUCACAGGUGGGACUCUUCGUGGACUUUUUUGUACGCCUCUUCACCCAACUCAAGUUUGGAGUGGUUCAAACAUCGGUGGAGGAGUGCAGCCGAAAAGGCUGCCUCGCCCUGUCCCUCCUCGAACUCUUAGGUUUUAACCUGACCUUUGUCUUCUUGGCCAGCCUUCUUGUCCUAAUUGAGCCGGUGGCCGCAGGAUCUGGGAUCCCUGAGAUCAAAUGCUAUCUGAAUGGCGUGAAGGUGCCAGGAAUUGUCCGGCUCCGGACCCUGCUCUGCAAAGUCUUCGGAGUGCUUUUCGGUGUGGCAGGCGGCCUCUUUGUGGGGAAGGAGGGCCCCAUGAUCCACAGUGGGGCCGUGGUGGGAGCCGGCCUUCCUCAGUUUCAGAGCAUCUCCUUACGGAAGAUUCAGUUUAACUUCCCCUACUUCCGGAGUGACAGAGACAAGCGAGACUUCGUAUCAGCAGGGGCGGCUGCUGGAGUUGCUGCGGCCUUCGGGGCCCCGAUCGGGGGUACCUUGUUCAGCCUAGAGGAGGGCUCAUCCUUCUGGAACCAAGGGCUCACAUGGAAAGUGCUCUUCUGUUCCAUGUCUGCCACCUUCACCCUCAACUUCUUCCGUUCUGGAAUUCAGUUUGGAAGCUGGGGUUCCUUCCAGCUCCCUGGAUUGCUGAACUUCGGCGAGUUUAAGUGCUCUGACUCUGAUAAAAAAUGUCAUCUCUGGACUGCUAUGGAUUUGGGUUUCUUCGUCAUGAUGGGGGUCAUUGGGGGCCUCCUAGGAGCCACAUUCAACUGUCUGAACAAGAGGCUUGCAAAGUACCGUAUGCGAAAUGUGCACCCGAAACCUAAGCUUGUCAGAGUCCUGGAGAGCCUGUUGGUGUCACUGGUAACCACCGUGGUGGUAUUCGUGGCUUCGAUGGUGCUAGGAGAAUGCCGGCAGAUGUCCUCUUCGAGUCAGAUCAGUAAUGGCUCGUUCCAGCUCCAGGUUACAUCAGAAGAUGUGAAUUCCAGUAUCAAGACCUUCUUCUGUCCCAAUGACACCUACAAUGACAUGGCCACGCUCUUCUUCAAUUCCCAAGAGUCUGCCAUCCUCCAGCUCUUCCACCAGGAUGGGACAUUCAGCCCUAUCACCUUGGCCUUGUUUUUCAUCCUCUAUUUUCUGCUUGCCUGUUGGACUUACGGUGUUUCGGUUCCAAGUGGGCUUUUUGUACCUUCGCUGCUGUGUGGAGCUGCUUUUGGACGUUUAGUUGCCAAUGUCCUAAAAAGCUACAUUGGACUGGGCCACAUCUAUUCGGGGACCUUUGCGCUGAUUGGCGCUGCAGCUUUCCUGGGCGGGGUCGUACGCAUGACCAUCAGUCUCACCAUCAUCCUGAUCGAGUCCACCAACGAGAUCACCUAUGGGCUCCCUAUCAUGGUCACCCUGAUGGUGGCCAAAUGGACAGGGGACUUUUUCAAUAAGGGCAUUUAUGAUAUCCAUGUGGGCCUGCGAGGCGUGCCGCUUCUGGAAUGGGAGACGGAGGUGGAAAUGGACAAGCUGAGAGCCAGCGACAUCAUGGAGCCCAACCUGACCUACGUGUACCCGCACACGCGCAUCCAGUCUCUGGUUAGUAUCCUGCGCACCACGGUCCAUCACGCCUUCCCCGUGGUCACCGAGAACCGGGGCAACGAGAAGGAGUUCAUGAAGGGCAACCAGCUCAUCAGCAACAACAUCAAGUUCAAGAAGUCCAGCAUCCUCACUCGGGCCGGCGAGCAGCGCAAGCGGAGCCAGUCCAUGAAGUCCUACCCGUCAAGUGAGCUGCGCAACAUGUGCGACGAGCACGCGGCCCCCGAGGAGCCGGCCGAGAAGGAGGACCUCCUGCAGCAGAUGCUGGAGCGCAGAUACACCCCCUACCCCAACCUGUACCCCGACCAGUCCCCGAGCGAAGACUGGACCAUGGAGGAGCGCUUCCGCCCUCUCACCUUCCACGGCCUCGUCCUGCGCUCACAGCUUGUCACCCUGCUGGUGCGCGGUGUCUGCUACUCCGAGAGCCAGUCGAGUGCCAGCCAGCCGCGCCUGUCCUACGCCGAGAUGGCCGAGGAUUACCCCCGAUACCCCGACAUCCACGACCUGGACCUCACACUGCUCAACCCACGGAUGAUCGUGGAUGUCACCCCGUACAUGAACCCUUCGCCUUUCACUGUGUCCCCAAACACCCACGUAUCCCAAGUCUUCAACCUGUUCAGAACGAUGGGCCUGCGGCACCUGCCCGUGGUGAAUGCGGUCGGGGAGAUCGUGGGGAUCAUCACGCGGCACAGCCUGACACACGAGUUCCUGCAGGGGCGGCUACGGCAGCACUACCAGACCCUCUGACGCCCACCUGCCACCCCCGGCUCACACUGUGGCCGCCAGGGACCGUGCUGUCCCAGGGCACGAAGGUUCACAGGCACCCGCAUCCUCGGAAAGCCUGGAAUCGUCGAGCUUGCUGGUCAGAGGCGCUGGGAAUGGUGUUAGACCAUCAGAGUGGGGACUUCUCUGAACUGCUCAGCAAGUACCCACUCCCUGCUCCCAGUGUCCCCACAUCUGGUGUUGGCACAGCCCCGCCCGGGAUCCCGAGACCAGGGCAGUGGCGGCAGCCAGGCUGCGCCCCUCUUUGCUGCUUUCUUGGGGAGCCCAGCGGUUGUCUUCACCGCUCUGGGAGAGGCUCGGCUGAGACCAGUUGCAGAGUCAAGUUCGUCACUAGGUGUAGGACUCGGACACUGAGAAGCUUCCCCUCAGGGAGGCUGCCUUCCUGGACUCCCGCCUUCUCCAGGCCAUCCAGAGGGAUGUACUUGCUUCCUGGGCGCGCGCCUGUGUUUGAGUCUCCUUGGAGCCCGCCCGAAGAACAAAGCGUUAAAAUCCCAUGAAUAAUCUGUGAGUGCGAAAUCCAGUCGCAGGGUCAGACUGCGUCUUCCCAUCCACCUUGAUCCGCUCCCCUCUGAGACUGAGCCCCUUCCUCAGUUUGUGUUUCUAUCUUCCUGGGAGACAGCCACAGCUCAGUCUUGGCCUCGCCUCCAGAGUUCACCCAAAGCAGGGCAGCUUGAGGCGGAACCGCUUCCCUGAGCCCUGGGGAAUGGGAUCAUCUUACCAGCUGGCAAGAGUUCAUCCUGGGCCAGGCCACUCAAAGGCACAUGUAGGGAAAAGUGGUGGCUUCUUCAAGAAAGAAAGAGUCUCCUUUCAUAGCCAUCUCUUCCCUGUUGGCCACCACCCCAUCCCCCCAGGGCUCAGAGACAGGAGCUUCAGCUGUGUCUCCAGGGCCGCUGGUGCUGGGUCGGGCAGCUUGGAGGUCCAGCACUGAGCACGGCAGAGUCACACACACGCCAGCCCCGGCCGGCCUCAGGCGGUGCCCUUCUCGGGCUGAGGUCCCUUGUGAGCACGUGCCUGGCGGAGUCCUGGGAGCACUUUUGCGCUCAUCUUCCCCGGUCUGGGUGUCAGCAGAGCUCCCACUGGCUGUCCCCACAGCAGUUGUUCUUGGGGUCUCAGGUGGCGUCAUUUGCAUUUAGGGUUUUGAACCCAUGAAGUCUCUUCUGGCCUCGGCCUGGGCCUGGGUUCUUGCAGCCCAAGCCCGGGGUCAGACCUGGCCAGGUGAGUGGGCACCUUGUGCUCAGUGCACCCCAGGGAAUCAUCCACACCGGGGAAGGGCUGAUGCGGGGUCCCCAUGGUCCUGCCCCCCACCCCACUUAUCUUUUUGACCAAAAUGACUCAUUUAUACAUUGUGCAGCUUCUCUAGGUGCUCCUGACUUGUGAAUUGGGGUGAUGCUCCCAGUGGAUAGAUCAGGAAGUCAUAACCCUGUUCGUGGGAUUGUGUUCAGCUAGCUGCCGCUUCAUUUUAUAGCACCAUUCGGAGCUCGACUGCUGUUGUUUCUUCAUUUUAUAAAGAGGGAGACCAGUUGCCAGGCACCAUGGCACACGCCUUUAAUCCCAGGUAUUCUGGAGGCUGAGGCAGGAGGAUGGAGAGCUCCAAGCCAGCCUGGGCAAUUUAGCAAGAAUUAUCUUAGGAACAAAGGAAAGGGGCUGGUGGUGCAGCUCAGUGGUAGAGUGCUUUCCUGGCAUAUUCGAGACCUUGGGUUCCAGCCCUGGUACCGCAGAACUAAAAAGGAAACCAGUUGCAUAAGCCAGGCGAAUGGUGUGACUGCCUAUCGCAGGAACUUCCUCCCCUCUUCCCAGCUGUCACUGAUAGGCAGAGCAAAGGCCCAGCCUGGCCCCUGGCUUUGAGAGCCCGAGGUUGCCAGCCGCCUGCCUCGUGGCUGCCCGGGCCAGCGUUGUUGGAAUUCAUCCCUCGUGCAUAUCCUGUUGUGUUUGAGUCACCACCAGUUUAGCCCAGAAAUAGACGGUAGAAUGCAAGUGCCCUCCCUGCAGCGACUGGAUGGCCACCAAGGGGGACCUGAGCCAGGCCUCAGCCUGCUCCUCCCAUGGGCACCUGCCCUUUCCAGAAAAGCCCAAAGACGACCCCUCUUCCACUCGUGACCUAUGACUGCGCCUCGCUCCCCGGCUUCCUGUCCAGCCACUCCCUCCACCCCCAGGGCUGUGGCACCUCGAAAAAGCACAGAUCCAUGGAGGGGAGUCAGGUCGGCUGGAGGUGGUUUUCUGUGUGUCAUCUCCAGAUUGCUGUGUCCGGGGACCUGGAAGUGGCCUUGGGAGCCGGGUCCUAGUCCUGGCGGAGGAGACUGUGCUUUUCGGGUUGAUCCGCUCAUGAUCUUGUUAAACUAACAGCUCCGGGGUAGACAGGAUGCUUGCUGAACUCAGCCAUACACAUAACAGUUCUGGUGCAGACUGGCGCACUGACAGGGCCCUUGGGACCAAGAGAGCUGCAGGAAAGGCCCUCAAGGCCCCAGGACACAGGGGCAUUGACAGCACUGUUGCCCUCUGCUCUUUGGGCCUCAGUCAUUUCUGCAGUGUAGCUUCCUCCUUUCUGUUUGCACUGUUCAUUUAUAUGGUAAUGUUAGCUAAUUCCACUGUGUAUAUAAAUUGUAUUUUUUUUAAUUUGUAAAAUUCUAUUUUUAUUUGAACUUUUGGAACGUGGACAUUCUCAUGGUGACACGUCAGAAUAAAAUGUCUGCAUGUCUCCUUUAA